ACAUGGCGGACUAAAAGAUACGGCUGACUCGCCCGGAUACAGCGAAUAAACAGUGGGAUUCACGUCCCCUAUGCUCAAGGAAGACGGAGAGACCCCAAUUUGUUAGGAACACCCUCGGGAACAUUGAGGAAUUUUUGGGACCGUUUUAGUCACUCGUUAACAUAAACAGACUUGCGAUCUGUUGCCUCUCCAAAUUGGCCGUCUGUCCCAGUUCGUUCCUAUUACCCAGGCCCCCACACACUUGGUUCCUGGGGUGUGAAGACAGGGGCCGGGGUUAAGAACGUGGAAAAAGGAAGAAAGGAAUUGCACAAUUGUAAAUAUUCAGGAUUGUGCUAAACCAAACGGAAGUCGUGGACCACACUUUGCGAAUGAGUGAUUGAUGCCAAAUUCGCUCCUUAAGGGCAGUAUGGGUGUGUGUCCCCUGCUCCUGCUGCUCAGUGUGGCCCUCUGGGUCUCCGUCUCAGCCCAGGGACCACCUCUCAUCCCCACAGAAGGUCCAGUCCCCACUGCCAAACCCGCGGACCCUCCAGCCACCACCCUCCACAAUGUUCCCGUGGCAACAACCACCACCACCCUUCCAACAACCGCAGCCCCCACGGCUGCCGUGACGACCCUGACAACAACCAGCACUGUGGAGCGGGUCAUUAUGACUGCAGGCCCCAGUGCCACCCCUGCGCCCGCCCCCAAUCCACCACCCCCUGGCCCAACCAAAGCCCCCCAAGUGUCCAUGGGGGCAACCGCCGACCCACAACCACCCCCUGCUCCGACCACGGUCAGUCAGGGAGGGGGAGGGGAGAAUGGGACCACACCCUCUGCUCCGGAGACAACGUCCUUGGACAGUCACACAGAUCCCCCGCUUGAGACCGCCACAGAACCUACAGUGGAUGCGGCGUCGGCCGACACGAGUGGUGCCACUACUACAGGUGGAGAAGACGACACAGACCAAGAUACGCAAUCAGAUGACACGCCCAUCAUUGCGGUGAUGGUGGCUCUGUCAUCCCUGCUCGUCAUCGUCUUCAUCAUCAUCAUCCUCUAUAUGCUCAGGUUUAAGAAGUACAAGCAGGCCGGCAGCCAUUCCAACUCCUUCAGGCUGACUAACGGUAGAUCAGAUGAUACAGAGCUCCAGAGUGUGCCGCUAUUGGCCCGCUCGCCCAGUACCAACAGGAAGUACCCGCCCCUUGUUGUCGACAAGCUGGAGGAGGAGAUGAAUCGUCGCAUGGCUGACGACAACAAGCUCUUCCGGGAGGAGUUCAACGCGCUGCCGGUGUGUCCCAUCCAGGCGGCAUGCGACGCGGCCUCUAAGGAGGAGAACAAGGAGAAGAACCGAUACGUCAACAUCCUGCCAUAUGAUCACUCCAGGGUGCAUCUGUCGUCUCUAGAGGGAGUUCCAGACUCUGAUUUCAUCAAUGCGUCCUUCAUCAACGGGUACCAAGAGAAGAACAAGUUCAUUGCAGCUCAAGGGCCAAAGGAGGAGACUGUGAACGACUUCUGGAGAAUGAUCUGGGAACAGAACACAGCCACCAUCGUCAUGGUGACCAACCUGAAGGAGAGAAAAGAGAAAUCCAUACAGCGGCAAUCUCUCUGUGUGUCUCAGUGUAAGUGUGCCCAGUACUGGCCGGACCAGGGCUGCUGGACCUACGGCAACAUCCGGGUCUCUGUGGAAGACAUGAUGGUGCUGGUGGACUACACCAUCCGCAAGUUCUGCAUCCAACAGGUGGGGGAUGUGGGGGGUAAGAAGCCCCAGCGGCUGGUGACCCAGUUCCACUUCACCAGCUGGCCAGACUUUGGCGUUCCCUUCACACCCAUCGGCAUGCUUAAGUUCCUCAAGAAGGUCAAGACCUGCAACCCCCAGUACGCCGGCCCCAUCGUGGUCCACUGCAGUGCGGGAGUGGGGAGGACAGGGACCUUCAUAGUGAUAGACGCCAUGUUGGAUAUGAUGAACACCGAGAGAAAGGUGGACGUCUUUGGCUUCGUCACGCGCAUCAGAGCCCAGCGCUGCCAAAUGGUCCAGACAGACAUGCAGUACGUGUUCAUCUUCCAGGCUAUGCUGGAGCACUACCUGUACGGAGACACAGAGCUGGAGGUGACUUCCCUGGAGUCCCACCUGGCCAAGCUCUACGCCCCCGCCGCCGCCGCCGGCUGUGGGGGCAUGGAAGCCGAGUUCAAGAAGCUGACCUCCAUCAAGAUCCAGAACGACAAGAUGAGGACUGGCAACCUGCCGGCUAACAUGAAGAAGAACCGAGUUCUCCAGAUCAUCCCAUAUGAGUUCAACAGAGUGAUCAUCCCAGUCAAGAGAGGGGAGGAGAGCACAGACUAUGUCAACGCCUCCUUCAUUGACGGCUACCGUCAGAAGGACUCGUACAUGGCCAGCCAGGGCCCGCUGCAGCACACCAUCGAAGACUUCUGGAGGAUGAUCUGGGAGUGGAGGAGCUGCUCCAUAGUCAUGCUCACUGAGCUGGAGGAGAGAGGACAGGAGAAGUGUGCCCAGUACUGGCCCAGUGAUGGGGUGAUGGUGUGUGGUGACAUCUCCAUCGAGCUGAAGAGGGAGGAGGAGAGUGAGAGCUACACUGUUCGAGACCUCCUGGUCACCAACAACCGGGAGAACAAGGCUCGUGCGGUGAGGCAGUUCCAUUUUCAUGGCUGGCCAGAGGUGGGCAUCCCCAGCGACGGGAAGGGGAUGAUCCACAUCAUCGCUGCGGUCCAGAAGCAGCAGCAACAAUCUGGCAACCACCCCAUCACUGUCCACUGCAGUGCGGGCGCGGGGAGGACGGGGACCUUCUGUGCCCUGAGCACGGUCCUGGAGCGGGUGAAGGCUGAGGCCAUCCUGGACGUCUUCCAGACUGUCAAGAGCCUCCGGCUGCAGAGACCCCACAUGGUGCAGACACUGGAGCAGUAUGAGUUCUGCUACAAAGUGGUCCAGGAGUAUAUCGAAGCCUUUUCUGACUACGCCAACUUCAAGUAGGGACCCACACAGGGGACGGACAUCCAUACACAGUCAUAAACACACACCAAACCCACACAUACCAGACGGAAAGAAACAAACUGUUCACGGCUUAGAUGACUGGACAGCCUGCGUGCACAGAGGAAAAGGGAAUGGAAGUUUUGUGACAGAGCCAAGUGCAGCGCUGCAGUGUACCGGAGGGAGUGAAUAUCAGAGAUGCCUUCUAGAAUAUUUUGUAAUAUUGAGCAUGUUUAUAUGGCCCCUUGUCCCUAUCCCCCUCCACAUCCAGACACUCCCCAAUCCACCCAAUGUACAUAUACCGUACUUACCCUGUCACAUUUUGGGGGUUUGUUUUUAGAUACAGUUUAAGUUUGGCUGUAUUUUUUGGGUGACAUAAUGCUUUUUAUUGGUAUAUAUAUUAAAUAAGUAAAUCAGAUGCUUUAGAGGUGUAUGUCAAAUCGAGAGUCGAGGAAAUGGUGUUAGGGGUUUCUUUGUGUUCUCUUUAGUUUUUUGCGGUUGAGUGACUUGAGACUUUAUCUGAUUCAGGCUGAAGCUAAAAGCUGAUAGGUCAUCGUCAGAGGAAUGGAUUUACACAGCCAAUCAGAAUUAAUCUGUACGCACGCACACACACAAACACGUUACAGCUGGCCAGGAGCACAUCCAGAAUUGGCCACGAUGGCUUAGCCAAUCACAUGAUCCAAACCCUUUCCACUAGUUUUCCUUUGAGUUCAAAGUUCACACAGAGGUCAAGGAGCCAUGGCAUUUGCUGAACUCACCGUUACACAAGAGCAUAGCACCCCAGAGCCACUGAUUUUCUCAGGGCACAAACACACGGUGUAUGUGUGUGUUUUAAAAGGGAGCCAUGUGCCAAACAGUCUCCUCAGGUGAAGGUUGAAGUUGCCCCUAGACACUGGUCUUGGGUCAGUUUUGAGUUUCCCCCUCUCAUAGUUAAGGAUAGGAUUUGGGGAGGGCAGGCUGAUCCUAGAUCUGAACCUAGAGGCCACUUUUCCUCCCAGGAGCAUCUCUCCAUCUGCGAGGCAGGCCUAGGCCGUCGCAAGCCAAAUCUCUCACACACAGUCCUAGACAUUGUGGCUUUGCUGCAUUUGUGUUCAAGGACAUAGAAAACAAUGUAGUUUAGGUGGACCUUCACAUGCUCGCCGUCACAGUGGAUUCAAUGUGUGUAGAACGUUUAUGGAAGUUGAAGUUGCCCAUACCGAAAAUAAAUCAAAUAUCAAACGUAAAUAUAUUUAAAUGUAAUGAGCGUGUUGAAGAUUUGGCCAACAAUGCAUUCAAAAUAGCCUAUGCAUAAUGAUAAUGAGUAUGACGCCCGAAUGUUGCCAUAAUAAAAUGAUUAUUUCAGAAUUUCCAUUUCUAAAACUACAUAAGAUUAUGGAUAAAAUAUAGUAACCAUGCAAUUACUGUGAUUUCCUAUCAUUUUGUUAUAUCAUGGAAAUGGUUAUGUAUUCAUAUAUUUAAUUGCUUACAAUUAGAAUGGGGGAAAACAUUUCCUAUCUAUUAUUCACUUAUUAUUCUAUUUACUUGUACUCUAUUGCAUAUAUUUAUUUUCGGUAUAGGUUGUUUAAGAAGAUGGCGUCAAAAUGUGAAGACAUCCCUCUCUGUUUUUCAACUGGGGCCUGUUCAGGAUGAUGAAAUGUUAUAGAACGUUCCGAUAGAAAUGUAUUGUGUAGAACAUAUUUGAUUGUUUGUCGUAGGGAAUUGUCAGCUCUAUUCAAUAUAUUUCUAUCUGCAACAUUUAGAACGUUUCACAAUCUGUUGUGGCACCUCAAUACUGUGCUGUUAGUGUUUUAUGACUAAUACUGAGCAAUUUUUUUAUACUUUAAUGCUGUUGCUUUGAUACUCCCACCCCAAAUGGAUGCAUUGUUACUUUUAUUGUUGAAACGUGUGACAUGGAAUGUUUGCAGUGAUUUUUUUUUUUUUAUUCAAAAUGGCUGCCUACAAGGACAGCUUGGUUAGAAACACACGCUAUGGGUUUGUGGAUGAGGCCGCCGUCUUUAGUUGCGAUUGUAAUGAAAUAUAAAUGAUGUCAAUUAGCUAGCAACAAGGUCGAGGUCAAUUCCAUCUCAUCUCGGUCAACUCAGGAAAUGACUUGAAAUUGCCAGUUGGGGGGUUUUCCCAUACAGGUUCUCUCAAUGUAUGAAUAGAAUUUCAAUUUGUCUACUUAGUUGGUUGAGUGCAAAUGGAAUUGCCCCUGCCCCUGGUCCAUUAGCCAAUCACAGCUACCACUUGGCCCCAAAUGAUUGUAAUAAAUAGUAAUAGUGUGUAGGGGGCAGGUCGUAUGAUAUGUAUGAUUCCCACCCCCUUCCCCAUGAACCAAGGUGUUAACCCUGGUAUGAGUGAAUUAGGGGUGACCGACAUGAGGUUUUAGCUGUCAAUUGUGAUCAGGGAUUAUUGGUCAAUUGUGAGAGCCUCCAUUUUGAUCCUAGUUCCUCCAUUGUUCUGUGGAGUUGACAGGUAUCCUAGAGAGCAAUGAAGAUCUGCCAGGCCUAGUGAUACCAAACUCAUUGUCUUAUAUGCAGAUGGCCCUGUUUGUCCAGGCAUAGAGGUUCAGCAUUGUUUUUGUCAUUGGGACAGCCCACAGUGUGUAGACAAAUGCCUGCACCGCGCACAACCCCCAUUGUUCAUGAGUUGGUAAUAGAUCGGUUUGGCUUCUCCCUUUUAAUAUAUUUUUAUAAGCAGAAAGGAAGGAGCACAAUCCAACUCUGUCGAUGUGCUUCAAUCACGUGAUCAUUGAAUUAGAAAUAGUCCCUGAAAUUCUGCACACAAAAAACGCACCGUUAUUGAGAACUUGUUGAGUUAUUGUUGAUUGUUCAAAAAGCUUGUGCUAGUUGCACCAAAAAAGCCCUUGAAAUGACUAAACCAAUGAUACGAAGGCCAGACGGGUAACAUGGCCCUUAGAUAGGAAAUUACUUGACGUCAACUAGGGUUGCAAUCUUUUUAUAUCUUUUUUUUAUCCUGUUUUGAAGAAUUCCAGUUUGGAGGAUUACCUUGCAGCUUAUUCCCUUCUGAUUCCAGAAAUCCUCCAACCAGACUUUUUAGAAUGUUUUUGAGGAAUUUUGCAACCCUAAUGUCAACAUUGGAGAGACCUUUUAAAAGCCUCUGGUUACGGCCUCUAGUUAGGCCUCUAGUUCUGACUGGGACCCUUAGGUUAAACCAUGGGACAUAAAUAGCUAGGUAGAGAUCUUCAAACUGGAUGUCUCAUUUGGACCAGUCACUUAAACUGUCAUCGUCAUUUCAGACCACGUUCUAUUCCAAAGCAUCACAAGUGCCCAUGAUUUACGAUUGGCUACAUUUUGUUUUACUUCCUGGAUGUUUGGAUGUGUUGGAUCUUUGUAAUCGUCAGGGUGGGUGUUUGUGUGCGUGGAGAGGUGGGAGGGUUUUACUCUUCUUUUGAACCAAAGUUUGCGGUUUCUAUCCACCUUGCUUCCAUUCUAUGGCUCUGUCUGUAGUUGGCUGUGUCUGAAUGUUUAGCCAAAUGUAAUAAUCACCUGUCCCCAAUGACACUGUGCCAACACCCAACCCUAUUGACUUAAAGCUUCACUCUAGAAAGUGCCUCACAGGUUGAUUUAUAUGGUAAGUAAGUUCACUGCACCUCUCCCUCUGUGAGUUGGUUGAGUGUUGGUAUAUAGAAGCUUGGUAAACCAGUAUCACCCUACAGAUUAGUACAUAUAUUUGCCCACUUCCCACUACUAUCUCUGAGCCAUCGUAUAGAACUUUAUCGACAAACCACCUCUGCUGCCGCUUGGCUGUAACUCUGAGACCAAGAUCAGGGCCUUUAUUCUCCCUUUCAUGCUGUAACGCCGGGUUCCAUUCCAAUUCAACCCCAUUCCAUUGUUUUGUGUUCCAGCUACGUCUUCACUCCAUUUCACUGAAGUGCUGGACCCUUGACUAUUCCUUCAUUGUGGCCCCUCGUUGGGUCCUCCACCUAACCAAAUAUAGUUGGUAUAAUACAUUGCCCUGAGUUACUGCAAUCACAAAGACAUAGUUUACUGGUUAUUACAGAGGACAGCCCAGUGUGUCUGGGCCCUUGUUCCAUACCCCUGUUAGCUGCAGAUUGAAAUGUGACACAAUGCCCCAGUAGAGCAUUUUGAAUGUCCCUGUCUGAGUAACAGGGCACACCUUUCUCCAGAGACUGAGAACGAGAGCGAAACAGACUGGAGGAGUGGGGCUUCAUAGGGUUCAACCAGUCUCUCCCACCCCUAAACCUGUGUCUCUCCCACCCCUAAACCUGUGUCUCUCCCACCCCUAAACCUGUGUCUCUCCCACCCCUAAACCUGUGUCUCUCCCACCCCUAAACCUGUGUCUCUCCCACCCCUAAACCUGUGUCUCUCCCACCCCUAAACCUGUGUCUCUCCCACCCCUAAACCUGUGUCUCUCCUCUCCUGAGCCUGUGUCUCUCCCACCCCUAAACCUGUGUCUCUCCUCUCCUGAGCCUGUUUAGCUGUCCGUUUUAGACGCCCAAAGAUGUCUCGCUCUUUCCCUUAACUCCUUCCACCUUCUCUCUCUCUCGUUCUCUUUGCCCCUUGGGCCGGUUUUGUCUCCCUUAUAACCGGUCGCUGCCCCACUCCCUUCUGUACAUACUGUAGGGUAAUUUAAUUUAUAUUUCAUUUUGUCUGCUGCCUUGCUUUUUCUUUUCUUUUAUCUUUUUUUUUAAAACAGAAAAUCUGUGUUAAAACUGUACUGGGACCAUUUUGAAAUGUAUUCAAUGUUUUCUUUUUUUGUUUUGGCUAUUUUUAAUUUGUAUUUUCUUUUUUUAAAAACA
This is a messenger RNA of Coregonus clupeaformis (lake whitefish), 7721 nucleotides long. Its product is annotated as receptor-type tyrosine-protein phosphatase alpha-like. NCBI's taxonomy places the organism in Eukaryota, Metazoa, Chordata, Actinopteri, Salmoniformes, Salmonidae. Gene Ontology annotation, molecular function: protein tyrosine phosphatase activity. Gene Ontology annotation, biological process: protein dephosphorylation. Bases 380 to 2962 code for a protein of 860 amino acids. The record is from RefSeq and is a predicted model, not a curated record. The transcript is spliced from 23 exons.